Molecule: messenger RNA, 2254 nt
Organism: Labrus bergylta (ballan wrasse)
Lineage: Eukaryota; Metazoa; Chordata; Actinopteri; Labriformes; Labridae
Gene: evx2
Product: even-skipped homeobox 2
Biological process (GO): regulation of transcription by RNA polymerase II
Cellular component (GO): nucleus
Molecular function (GO): DNA-binding transcription factor activity, RNA polymerase II-specific; RNA polymerase II cis-regulatory region sequence-specific DNA binding
Source: RefSeq, a predicted model, not a curated record
AUGAUGGAGAGGAUAAGAAAAGAGAUGAUAUUGAUGGAGAGAGGGCUGCACAGUCCGGUCGCAGGGAAGAGGCUCGCAGACGGCACCCCGGGAAACUCAGUGCUGGAGGCCCUGGAGAACUCGCAGCACAGCGGACGGCUCAGCCCGAGAAUAACUUCGGCUCAGCUUCAUGGAAAUCUGGGGGACAUCCCGACGAAAAGCAAAUUUGAGAUUGACAGUCUUUUCGGCACGCACCAUAACAGUGAAAAUAACUCCUCGGCGGAAAUUUCUUCGUCAGAAAGCAGGAAGAAAAUGAGUCUUUAUUCUGAGGUUUCUCCAGAUUCAGAUAUUAACAGUGAUGUGGAGGUGGGAUGCCCUUCGCACCGCUCCCCGAGCCAGCACAAGGAGAACAACAAAGGUUUUUCAGAUUCUGGGUCCUCCAGCUCAAACUCCCUCGCGAAUAUGAACGGUAAUUCAUCGGGAUCAAACAAUUCUAAUUCCGACCAAGUGAGAAGAUAUAGGACUGCUUUCACCCGAGAACUCGGAAGACUGGAAAAGGAGUUUUACAGGGAAAAUUACGUUUCCAGGCCGAGAAGAUGUGAAUUAGCUGCAGCGCUAAAUCUGCCCGAAACGACCAUUAAGGUGUGGUUUCAGAACAGGCGGAUGAAGGACAAACGGCAGCGUUUGGCGAUGUCCUGGCCCCAUCCCGCAGACCCCAGCUUCUACACCUACAUGAUGACGCACGCGGCAGCUACAGGAAGCCUACCAUACCCUUUCCACUCUCACAUGCCUCUACAUUACUAUCCGCACGUCGGUGUCACAGCAGCAGCAGCCGCCGCGGCCGCCACCAGUGCCGCCUCGUCACCUUUCGCCACCUCCAUCCGACCCCUCGACACUUUCCGGGCGCUUUCCCACCCUUAUUCACGGCCAGAGCUCCUGUGCAGCUUCCGGCACCCGGGACUCUACCAGUCACCCGCAGGCCUCAAUAGUUCCGCUGCAGCGUCGGCAGCCGCAGCAGCAGCAGCAGCGGCGGCGGCGGUCAGUGCGCCAUCAGCAUCCGGGCCCUGCUCGUGUCUGAGCUGCCACAGCAGCCAGGCCGCGAGCGCGCUCGGCUCCAGGAGCGCGAGCUCUGACUUUACCUGCACAGCUUCCGGGCAAAGAUCCGAGAGUGGAUUUCUGCCCUAUUCUGCAGCUGUUCUCAGCAAGACCUCAGUCCCGUCUCCAGACCCGCGAGAGGAAAGUUCACUCAACAGAUAACUCGACACACAGCCUACACAUAAACGGGUCAUAUUUUUUCUUUUGUCCUACUGUAGGGAAAAGGCCUUCUUUCAAAAUACACCUGGAGUUAAUAGGCAGCAUUACAACUACAUACACAAAAAAAUAGAUUAAUUUCAUAAAGUACAAUAGCUCUUUUAGGGAAAUAGCUGAGCAACGAACAUUUUUAAACUCACUCCCACAAAACUUUUCUAAAAUCUCGUGCCGGUGUGUUGUGCCACUAGAGCAGUUUUUUAUGGACUAAACUGGAUUUGUUUUUUAUUUUUGUUUUUGUUCCAUUUCUAGGUUGUAUUCCCUUUAAAGUUAUCUGGGUUUUUUUCCUUGCAAAUCGUAGCUACAAAUUAAACGCAGGACUAUAAUUUAUCCACUAUUCCAGAUUUCUUCUUGUAAAAUGUCUAGAUUCCAUCGUGACAAAGCCUUCCUUCACUCCUUUGGUCCAUACAAACUCAGCUUAUUAUGCUACCUAAAUUUAGCUAGCAGAACGUGUGUGCUAUUCUUGCCCAGCAGCAUAUCUUUCUUCACUAUAUAGGCUAGGCCUAAUGGAGUUAGAUUUUGGCAGGACUACCCCCUUCAACACCCAGCCCCCUACUCUUUGGGGACUUCCCUAAUCAGCUCAGAAAGGUGCAUAUAAUUCUGCACCGCGUCUUUUGGUGUCAAUUUUUAUGUUAAUAAUGAGAGGAUCAUGACAAAAAUUGCCAAUCAUGUACCUAGAUGGAGCUCUUUUGAAUACACGACUGUAAGGAAGUUGCUCGUUUUGAGACCCGCUGUCAAGUGCUAACAACCCGCGGAGGGAAGUCAUUAGACAUACAAAAGAGGCUGAACAAAGCGACAGAGCUGGUACACAAUGCACCGUGUAUAAGGCUUCUAUUUGACAUGUAAAAAUAUUAAAGCAGCCUGCUGAUACCUCCACACACAGUAGCCUCUCUCUAUUUACAUUGCUGAACCUCAUUAUAUCAAAUCCAGUAUUUUCAUAAGAGUGUAAUCCCUUUAGGACCUUCUC